This is a messenger RNA of Cornus florida, 3179 nucleotides long. RefSeq names its product OVARIAN TUMOR DOMAIN-containing deubiquitinating enzyme 3. The coding region runs from base 158 to 847 and encodes 229 amino acids. The record is from RefSeq and is a predicted model, not a curated record. NCBI's taxonomy places the organism in Eukaryota, Viridiplantae, Streptophyta, Magnoliopsida, Cornales, Cornaceae. The transcript is spliced from 8 exons. Gene Ontology annotation, cellular component: nucleus; cytosol. Gene Ontology annotation, molecular function: cysteine-type deubiquitinase activity. Gene Ontology annotation, biological process: endoplasmic reticulum unfolded protein response; protein deubiquitination.
AACAAUAUUAAGGGGCACACCAGAAAAAUGGAAAGCAUGGAUUAAUUUCAGACGACGACGUUUUGCGGGUCGGGAAAUGUAGACAUUAUCUUGUAAACGGCUCCCUUCGGACUUGCAUAAGCCACGGUGCCUUUCCUCUCUAAUUUUGGUGGAUUUCAUGGCGGGCAAACCCUCAAACGAGACUAUUCUCGAGCAGCUAAAACAUGGACUUGCUGAAUUCGAGCUUGUCUCCUCUCCGGUUCCUUCAGUUUCCAGCCAUAAGCUUCGGACACAUCCUACUAAGUUCUUCACUGAUAAUACUCAUCGAGUUUUUGCAAGAAUCGGACCGCCCCUUGGUGGAGCUUCACCCGCAAUGAAGAAAGUGGAGCGUUAUUCGGUUCAGAAAGUUACUGGCGAUGGACGUUGUCUAUUUCGUGCACUGGUCAAAGGAAUGGCUUUCAACAAGGGUAUCGCACUUGGCCCACGGGAAGAGAGAGAUGAUGCAGAUGAACUGCGGAUGGCUGUUAAAGAGGUUAUAUGUGAUAGCAAUAAAGAACGUCAGCAGUAUGAAGAGGCAUUGGUUGCAAUUACGGUUGAGGAGUCUUUGAAACGUUACUGCCAACGCAUUGGACGACCUGAUUUCUGGGGUGGAGAGUCUGAGCUACUGGUGCUAUCAAAGUUGUGUUGCCAGCCGAUUACUGUGUAUAUACCGGAAAGUGAGCAUACUAGAGGUGGAUGGAGCUCUGGCUUUAUUCCCAUAGCGGAAUAUGGAGCCGGUUUUGGUAAGGGAUCGAGAAAAGGAAAACAACCUAGGAAAGUUGUGAAACUCUUGUACAGUGGUAAAAAUCAUUACGACCUACUUGUCUGAGAAUUCAUCAUGCUCAAUAGAACUGUCCUUGGACAGUGUUGUAUAAUCAAGAAAAUUUUGUGGAGAUUAUAUUUUUUCUUUAUUUAUUCAAAUCAUAAAGGACAUUACUAUCAUACAAUUCACACUAGAAAGUAAUCAUUUGAUUAGUAGUAAACCACUUAUAAAGCCUGUAAUUCUUUCACGAAUUUGUGUUCAUGCUUUUCUCCCAGGCUUUAGUUUGGAUGGAGGGGUUGGAGAGGGAAGAAAUGAGAGAAUAAGGAGGAAUAGCUUAUCUUGUGUUUCUUUUAAAAAUGAGGAGGGAACUGGGAAAGGAAAGAAUUACGAGCGAUGGUCGACUCCUUUGAGUGGUUGUUUUGCUAGGACGGGAUUUGAAAGAAAAUGAUACUGUGUGUUAAUGAUAACAUAGUGUCGAUUUUUCUAAACUUUUCAAAGGUUAACAUUAUACUACUUUUUUUUCUUUUCUUUUUUCUUGAAUACCUUAUUAUAACUAAUGUCAUCCUCCAUACUUGUUGGGAUUAUUCGGGGUGAUUAGUUUGAUAUCCUUUUGUGCCUGGAGUAUUUGGAAGGCGCGAAACCGUUUUGUCUUUGAGGGGGUCUUAUGGAGGCCCGAGAGAGUGGUUGAGAAGGCGGUUGCAAGUUUUUGGGAGUUUAAGGAUGCUAGGUCUCUCUGUACAUCUUUAAGCCCAGUUCAAGCCAUGCCAUCGGUGGGUUUUUGGGUUCCUCCUGCUCCCGGAAUGGUUAAGUAUAAUUUUGACGCUAGUUUUGUCGGGGAUCAUUGAUGUGUGUGUGGGGUGGGGUAGCAGUGUUUCAGGAUUUUAGAGGUGAUGUGCUUAAGGCGGUGAUUUUUUACCCGUUUCCGGCUUCAUCGCCUUUGGUGGCAGAAUCUUUGGUUUGUCAGCGUGCUGUUCUAUUUGCUUUGGCUUUGGGUUUUACUUGCUUAUGAUUUGAAUCGGAUGCUAAAGUUGUUGUGGAUGGGAUGAUGGGUGGAGCGGUUUGUCUGUCUGGAAUUGCUUCUAUUUGUUUUGAUAUUAAAGCGGAUCUUCAACGGUUUUCAUCAUCUUCAUUGACUCGUGUGUGGUCAAGGGAAUAGGGUGGCUCAUGCAUUGGCGAAUCUUUCUAGAGCUGGGAUUGAGUCGGAUCGUGUGUGGUCAAGGGAAUAGGGUGGCUCAUGCAUUGGCGAAUCUUUCUAGAGCUGGGAUUGAGUCGGAUCAUGUGAUGUCUUCUCUUCCUUCCUCAGUUGUGCGGCUUUCUUUGGAGGAUAUUGGGAGCUGAGGGUUUUGGAGUUGUUUGUUUGUUUUUGGGUGUUCGAUUGCCAGGAAAAAAAUAAAUAAAUAAAUAAAUACUUGUUGGGUUUAAGAGCACCAAAAUCGACAGCUUUAUUCAAAAUUUUAAGUAACUCUUUUCAAAUUUUAAAUCUAAACUGCUGAUUUGGACCCCAAAUAUAGCAUUCAUGUUUUGUAUCACAGAGUGAGUGGUGCAAGUUUCUGCGAAACAAAAAUUUUCUUCCAAACUUGUCAUUAUACUUUAAUGAAUUUGACAUGUUCUGUAAAAGCAAUAAUAAAUAAUCCAUAACAAUACAAUGGAAGCAUGGAGAAUCACAAUAAACUUAAAUAAAAAUCAAUAGACAUUUCUUUUUCUUCUGGGCCUCUGGCAAAUAACGGUGCCAAUCACUUGAUUCAAUUCAAACUCUCAUGGCAAUGGUGAUUAUUCGAAGGUAUGAGAUAAGUCAAAGCAACAACUUUCAGUCUUUCAAUGUCGACAGUCAAUAAUAAAAAUGAAGAUAUCACAACUCACCGGUUGAAUUGUAUGGGUGGAAUAAGAUGGGACUAAUUUAGUGGUAUCUUACAAAUUUUUCGUUAAAUGAAUUUUUUUUAAAAGAUGUUGACCUGGCAAUUUAUCUUAGUAAAAUGUUGUGAAGAAACAGUUAAUGAAAAUAUUGAGAUUGAUUAUAAAAAUAAGAUAUUAAUAACAAUCAGGUUCUUACUUUUAUUUUAAAAUUAAAAUAAAUUUAAUUGGCAAAAUAAAAUGAAAGAGGCGGUCUCGAACGAACUCAAUCUACCCAAAAAAUAAAAAUAAAAAUAAAAAAUCUAUCAAAACGGUGGUGUGUCAGACGGUUUCUUUCCACAUCUUGACUCAUAUAAGUGAUAAGUCAUAACGUGUAAUUCCACAAUCCAAAACCAAAAAAUGAAAAUAAAUAAAUAAAUAAUAAAUAACCGAUAGAGAGAAGCCAUCCAGAGCAAGUCAACCGAGAAAAACAGGAAAAGCUUAAAAGUAAUAAUAAUAAAUAAAUAAAAAGGCGAUACUUCUUUUACCAUACUCUAUCUUCUUCUUC